GACACCCGCUCUGCAAAGCUCGCCUCGCACGGUCGUCCGGACCAGCUGCAGGAAACUGAUCGUGUUGAGCUACGGCACAUAACGCUCACGGUUCACCUCUGCAGGAAGGACUUCUGCAUGUUAUCAUCCACAUCCUUCACUUCAGCAUGAGCAAGCCUCCUCGAAUAUCGCUUGUGAGGUCCAAACCGUCUUGAAACUGCGUCGACAUGAGCACAAAAGGAGUCUCAUAGCAGCACGCACACGGAAGGGUUAGUGAAAUCCCUGCUUUGCGCCGCUUUUCUUUUCGUGUUCACAUCGUAGCACCGGACCGGACGAACGCUUUCAUGUUGGACCCGACGUCAAUUCGGAGGCGAUUUUACAAGAAACUUAAUAUCGCUGGUAUGGACAGUGUUCGCGAAAACCGACAUAGCCCAGCUGACAGUGGUUUCGGUGCGGAUACUAUACCAAGCCCCGUUAGCGAGUGUUCGGAAGUUUCUAGCGACACAAUGACCCGCGCAACUUCGACGGACAGUGUGCUUGAGAACACAUCGAGGACUUCUCACGACGGUCAGGCAUCGCCGUCGUUGGUGAAAGUACAGUCCGUGCCAAAAGUGUCGUUCCAGCGGAAUUACCGCGUGAAAUACCUGGGUGGUAUCUGCCUCGACCGCAGGUACACACAACCCAUGUUGCCAUGGGUUGUAGCUGACUUGCGUAGGGAAGGCUUGAGGCAACCAACUGAUGUUCUGCUCGAAGUGAGAGAUUCGUCCUUGCGAGCCAGGUUGUAUUCAGAAGAGAAAGUGUUGUUCGAGCAUUCGCUCAACACAAUCUCAAAGUUUGCCAAGACCAGUGUGGACCACACUUGUUUCACGUACCUGCAGAAAGACAGUUCCGAUUUGCCACCGCAGUGCCAUGUGUUUCAAGCAGGCGACGAAGAGACAGUGCUUGAGCUGUUCAUGACGGUGCGUGAGGUGAGCAAGGAGCUAGCGUCGCACAAGCAGGGUGGUAUGUCACCACUCUGUCGCGUGGGAAGCGGCACUGGGCUCGAAGCCUUCCUCAGCAACGCGCAACAGUUCGAAGUGCUCUACGUUGGAAAGAUAAAGGGAUCAUCCAAGCACAACUCUCACACAUUCCUUGAUGAAGCGGUGGAUCGGUUCAAGGCCAAGCAGCAACAAGAACAACAGAAGCAGCAACUGGGCGAUUCCAUCAAGGGAAAAACUGUCAAAAUUAACAGCAUUGAAGCUUCUCCUGGUGUGAAUGGCAUUUCUGCCCAGGUGACAAAAGGAGUGGAUGUUGGUGUAUGCCGUUCUAGUAGUGGCAACAUCAGCAGCCCCAGCAGCGAGUUCAGUUCUUUAGAAAAUAUAUCUGAAGUCAGUGGGGCAGAUGAAUCUCCUCAUCACGACAAGAAUGUGGACAACAGGGAGGACUCUAUUCCUGUUGCUCUAGUAACGCACUCCCAGAGUCUCGACCCUACCUCGAGCGAAGCACUGUUGGAAAACCUGAAAGGAACCUGUGGGAAUAAGUGUGGUAUUGUGAGGGAUAGCCUUGUACCACCGUCGCCUCACACCCUCAUAACACACACCCAUAGCCUGGACUCCCAGUCCAAACAAUCUGUCUUCCAGGACCUCCAAAAUGCACAACUGACUGCUCAACGUGUGCGCUCCAUAAGUGGUGAUAUUCCACGUCCGGCCAAGCAGACAUCUCUGCCCAUAUACCGUACCCGUGUCGGCAGUGGGGGAUCCGUAGAUCUCAGGCGUCCACUUGUAGAGACUGGACGUCGUAACAACCGAACCAUGUUGUUCCUCAUCUUGAAGAAAGAGCUUUGUUUGCUCAGUACAGAUCGAAAGCAAGUGCUGGUCAACAAGCCCUUCAGUGAUAUAUCUCGCUGCUCUCUCGGUGUGAAACAUCCAGACCAUUUUGGAUUCAACUGUAGAGAUGCUUCGCUGACUUCAACUGACAACUAUGUCUUCUACAUAUUCAAGUGCUCCACCGUAGAAGUGGCCAAUGAGAUAAUGCAGACCAUGAAGCAGGCAUUCCACAGUGCACACCAGACCGGGCAGCCCACGAGGGAACCACCUUCAGGUUUCCUGCAGAGCCUUUGUGACAGCUGUCCCAUGCAGAAGUUCCACAAGCUCUGCCUUGAGCUUGAAGGGUUGUCACCAGAAGCUUGCCGAAAGGUGAUAGGGAGGCGAAUUUACAAUCUGUCUGAAGCUGACAAGCAGAACAUACAAGCGAAAUACCAGGGUGCACAAGUACAAACAGUACAAGAAGGUAAUGAAGUGUACAUGACACUCCUGCGACAGCUGUACGAAAGGAAGCAGCUGAAGCAUACCCAUCAGCCACAAGGGCAGAGGCAAGAAGGUUUGCUGGAGAUCAAGGCUCCAUCCUUCACAUUUGAUAAUCUCAAGGAGAAGGCUAAGAAGUCACUCACGAAUUCUUUUGACACCAUCCUCAAGAGGAAAGGCAAAGAGGUAGAAGGUCGAGGGCGGUCGGCCACACUUCCGACAGAGGAUAUGUUUAAACUGACGAUGAACGACUCGUCGCCAACUAGCGGAUCCCUAGUGUCUUCCCGCGAAGGCAGCUGCGAUCCAUCGGCAGCAUUUGGAUCUUAUUCUCCAUGCAAGGAGCAGAGCCCUUCUCCACUAAUGCAGAGGCCCCGAAGUUCAACAAUCAGCAGCACCCGGGAUGCACGAGCCCGAGAUUCUGCAUCAAGGGCUGCGAAGGACGAUGCUACGACAAAUAACGAUAGUAGCAAACAGAGUCCAAUAAUGAAGAUAUUUAUGAAAGUAGGCUCUUCGAGGCAUCAUUCUUCAAGUGAUGAAGACAGUUGUGAAGCUCCCAGCCAAAACAUGUCUUGGAGACAGACUAUCUUCCACAGAGUGCAGACACCAACAAAGGGACCUGACACAAGUAAUGACGACACAUCGACUGUCUGGGUUCCAGAAAGUCCUGCAGCCACACCUGAAAAGCAAAGUAAAUCACGUAUAACCCGGACACGUGAAGAAUUACGGAACCUCUGGAAGACUGCCAUUAGACAGCAGAUACUGUUGAUUCGGAUGGAGAAAGAAAACCGUAAACUCCAAGAGCAUCAAGAUGAGGCAACAAACAAGCGAAUACGUCUUGACUAUGAGGACGUGACGCCUUGCCUUAAGGACACAGCCCAGCUCUGGGACGAACUUCUUAAAGAACCUGCAGACACACGCAUUAACCCAGAUGUGCUACAGGACCUGGUCAGAGCUGGUGUACCCAGGCACAGGCGGGGUGAAAUCUGGCACUUGCUAGCAAAUCAGUACAAACUACGGUCACAACCUGCAUCAGUCGCCAGCUUCGACACGUCAGUCCAAUUUCGGCAUCUUUUGAACGAGCUCACAAUCCAUCAGCAUGCAAUCCUCAUAGAUCUUGGCCGUACAUUUCCAAACCACCCUUUCUACAAGGACUGUCUCGGAGCGGGGCAAAUGUCUCUGUACAAUCUUCUAAAAGCCUACUCACUUCUUGAUAAAGAAGUAGGCUACUGUCAAGGGCUAAGCUUUGUGUCUGGGGUCCUGUUGCUACACAUGUCUGAAGAAGAAGCCUUUGAAAUGAUGAAGCACUUUUUAUUCUAUCUUGGGUUUAGGAAGCAGUACAAACCUGACAUGAUUGCACUGCAGGUGCAGCUCUACCAGUUAUACCGUUUGGUCCAUGACCAUUAUCCUGACCUGUACAAGCACUUCGAAAAGCACGACAUCAGCCCAGCUUUAUUUGCAGCUCCCUGGUUCUUGACCCUUUUUGCUUCCCAGUUUCCGCUUGGAUUUGUUUCUAGACUUUUUGAUCUCAUCUUUUUGCAAGGCAUGGAGGCAGUCUUCAAGGUGGGAAUGGCUGUGCUUGGCACAUUUGCCGACACUCUGAUGUCCUGCUCCAGUUUUGAAGCAAUUAUGGAUUGUUUCAAGAACAAACUUCCGUCGCCAAAUGCCAUCCAAAUGGAAAGGCUCUUUGCCCAGGUGUUCUCUUUAGAUAUUAGCAGAGAGCUUCUGGCAUAUGAGGUAGAGUACCACCUGAUUCAAGAAGAAAUGCUUUACACACCAAGAAAAGAAACUGUUUCUUCUGAGGAGCUCGAGACAAAUCGUUCACUUCGGCGUCAGAACAUGGAGCUCCUAGAGCAACUCCAGGUUGCAAACAACAACGUCACAAAAUUAGAAGCCUCAGUUACAUCAUACCAGGGAACUGUGAAACAUCUCGAAGCCCGUAUCCGUGACCUCGAAGAUGAGCGUGAUGCUUUGCUGCACAGCAACAACUGUUUGCGACAUCGUGUCGAGCGGUUGGAACACAGAGAUGAUGCUAGUGCUCCCGAGUCCGAAACCAGCUCUAGGGCUCCUUCGCUCGGCGCAACUCGUUCCCUGAGCUUUGGCGCUGGCGAGACGGCAGACGGGAUCGCAAGCAUGGUGCGCCAGUUGUACGACACAGCCGAGCACGACGAGGGCGACUCGGCGUCGAAUAAUUCGGAUGAGAGAAUCGACGGUGACGAACAGACGAGUGGGGGGCUAUGAGACGGUAAUCUGCACGUUUUGCAAAGAAGCCCAUUGAGAUUCUCAUGAUCACAGAGGUGGCUAAAAGGUGGUGUGAAGUUACAUGCUGAGAAACAAAAACAGGUUAUUUUGAGAAAUGCGGUUGAAUGCUGAGAUCUGACUCGCUACAUUUACAGUUGCAAAUGAGACUUUGUUGAGAAAAGAUGUUGUUGUGUACAAUUUUUUUAGAUUUCGUUAUGUACAGCUUAGAGGCUCAGACCAAGGGCUCGAUGGUCAACUUUUCGUUAUUCUGAUAAAUGCAUGGCUUCGCUGUGAUUCAUCACGAGCUCCCGCAAGAUUACCGAUUGUGUCGUUGCCUUGAAAUCCCUGCUGACAGAAACGGUUUUCUGUGACAGAAACAGGAACGGAAAUUGUGAUGUUUGGAGCGCACCAACUUGAAAUAUAACGAACGGUAUAUGUAUUCAGUUCAGUUUCGGGCCGCAGACUAGGAAAUGAAAACAAUGGUAACAUUUUAGGAACUAAGCCCAUCGCUUGGUUUUGAAUCCUUACAACAACCCCUACAAGUUUGCCUUUGCAGUUCUAUUGAAGGUGAGAAAAAAUACUUCUCAUCCAAGGCGUCUGCAUAGCCUGCUUUUCUGGCAUAUAUGAUACACUAUAUAUGUGCAUACUCGUUUCUGUGGUGUGCAUGAUCUUUUGCGGCAUAUAUAAGUUUUCAUUUUGAAUAUAGUAGUGAGAAGUUCUGUGGAACUGUAGGAUGUCUUUAGUGUAUGUGCCUCGUAUCGAGGUGGCUUUUUGAGAAAAGUUUGAUAGGUUUAUGAAUUGUGAAUGUUGUUAAGAAUAUCUUGUGACUUGCAAAUUCUUGGCAUGUAGCUUCAUACUUAUCGUGUGCUAAGAGCGCUAUUUCUGUUGUUUGUCUGAUGUUAUUUUGUUGUGUUGCAGGAAAAAUUGAGUUUUAAAAUAUUUUUGUUGCAUGACACACAUAGUUUAUUGUGCUUCUGAGUGUAUUUAUCUAGACAACAGAUGGAUUGGUCUCACAAAGAGGAUAAUGGUCUAGAAUGGUCUUCAAUUGGCCUACUUUAUUGGGGUUCAAUUAAGCAUGUAAUUGCUAAUCCAGAUUUCUAGGACUGUAAGCUACGUAUCAUAUUAAACUAAAUCUGUGUGAAUAAGGUUGCUGGGUAUUGUUGUUGAAAAGUGUGGUAGCUGCAGUGCAAUGUACUGAAGCAAUGCUGACAUAACUAGGCAUGCUUGCCAUACUGAUGUAACUUGCAUUACAUGUUAUGUUGCAGUACUCCUCACUGUACUUAAUCAAAUCAUGACUGCUGUACUUGAAUACACUGUAGACUUCUCUGCAAAGCUUUGUCAUUUUCAAAAUCUUGGUUUAAGUGCAAGUUCAGACACUUAAAAAUGCAGCAUUUUUGCCUGCUCUCAGUUUUUUCGUUACGUCAUGACAUGUGUCAGUGGUACAUAUUUUAUGUUGCCAUGUUGGAAAGUGUUACAAAACAUGUACAGGUUAUAUGUAGACAUUUUUUUUAGUCCUUAGUUGUGCUUAGUUGUGUAUCAAGUAACUAGAUUCUGUUGACUGCAACAGUAUUACACGUGAUGCACGCCCCUCAGGAACGACUAAGUGCUGUUCACUUAAUGCUGGUUUGUUAUUUAAUAAUAAUAGUUGAAGCGAACUAGUUCUGAACUUAGUAACUGUGCUAGUAGAAAACUUGGCUAUGGUAGCUGGUUGUCAGGUAGUAACCGGUAGCACCAGAAAAUAAAUAGCAUCAGUUAGCAUGAUAUGUACUUACUUGGCAUUGGUGCUAGUAUAGUGAGACUGUGUCAUACCUAUGGAUCAUCACUGCACAAAUUAUGCUUCCAGGUCUGCUUGGAACAGUAACACUGCUGCUAUAGAUAUUCUUUGUGGACACUCACCUAUAUGUCAUCGAGGUUUGUAGUCAAUGCCGCUAGAAUGAGAACAAUUAUUCUGCCUGCAAAACUGAUUACGUACAAAUUGGUUAAUAGGAACUUCAUUACAUGUGUAUUUCCCUAGAUAACUAUGCUAGUUCAGUGGCAAUAUGUUAUCUCCUGAAAUUCCAGUAUUGCCUAUUGUUCACCCGCUGUACUGCACAGGCCACAAUGUGUGAUUCUGAUCAAAUCGAAUAAGAGACACUACCGAAGAUAUUGGAUAUAAAAAGAAACAUAUAUUUGUUUGGAAUAUAAACACAGUGCAGACCAUACUGGAAAGCUUCUGCUCCAACCUGUGGUUGUGUCCUAGAUCUCCUAGAAAUCAUACUUGCAGUUGCAAAGAUCAGUAUCCUAAAACUAGGUCAGAUACAUUUGGCAUGCAUCAGCUGUUAUGCCCACCGAGGUACAAACUCAAUCUGGAAUCCAUCCCCCACAUAACUCUACAGGAUAACGUUAAGGGAACAGCCACAAGGCGACUGCCGCUGAUAUUUCAAACAGCAGCUAUUUGAAAUAUUGGCGGCUCUCGUCCUGAUUCUCUUCCCUCCCCCACUGGUUUGCUGGAUUUCCUACCUCUACAGAAGAAUGUGCUACUAAAAACUAUACUGCCUCUGAUAAAUAAUUAAAUAAAUAAAAAAUUCCAUCCACUCUCAGUUUGUAGCCUAAAAAAGUGCUUCACUAGCAGUUUUAAAAUGGAAAGCUAGUAAAACAGUUAGGAAUAAUGCUAGGUAGGACACAUUUAUACUUAGCUUUGGAUGGGAUUGUGAAUGUUUGAAAGGUACAACACAAACAAAAUAUUGCAUUUCUAUUGCACUUUCAUUUUGUUUUGCUGCAGUGCGCAGGUGCUGUUUUAGGCAACGAUCUGUCGAAGAAUAAUGCUUGCUAUUUGAGACAUUUAUGCGACUUCUAAAGGUCUGGACAGGUAAAGGAAAAUGCCCUAAAUACAUAUCAGAUUUUUUUUUUUUUUUUAUGUUGGAUAUCAUUGAAGGCAAAUUAUGUAACAGAAACAUGAAAUCUCAGUCUUGAGCAACAGGCCAAACUGGCAUUUACCUCGCCUCGAUUAAACUUUUCAUGCAGUAAGUCCUAACCCUGUUGACAUACCAUGCAUGUAGUCUAGAAUACGAUGACAUAUGUGAUCCAUCAUGGGCGUAUGUAUGUAUUAGAACAUUGACGUAAAAGAGAGAUAUGUCCAUGCGUGCCGUAACAUUUCAUGCCAAAAUUGGCACUUGAUUACAGCAGCAAACCAAAGCUUUACAUGUAUAAUGCAAGAAAAUUUGUGCUGAAUUACAUAUUAAACAGCUGCGCCGGUGCGAUGCUUUCUUGUAUUAUUUUAACAAACUCGUCAAAUAUGUCAGAUUCCUUUCUGGCUUAAAAAUGUACAUGCUUAGUACAAACAUGAUGAUGAACAUGUCGUUUAGACACUUGUACAGGUGUUGACUGUAGUUAACAUGAACCACGUCGGGGAGGCACGAACAUCUGCAAAAACUAAAUCACUUUAUCUACAUGUGCCCCCUUUGCUGAAAAACGUUGUUUCUAGGAUGCACUCAUAUGCUGCUGAUAUAUUGGAGAUUGGUUCCUGUGGCCCUCACACAAUGAGCAAUAUGCUUUACUUGGUUGACAGAAUGGACAAAAUAGUGCCUUUGCUUCCUGCCUAAUAUGGGUUAUGUACUGUUAUCUCUUUCCUGUUUUCAGUGUAUUCCGAAAAGCUUGUAGAUGUCUGUUAGUUUUGUAAAUUAUUGCACUGUAAAAAGAAGCAUGUAAAUAAGGGCUAGUGAAAUGCAGUGCAUAUUAGUGCACAUGCAGUGUCAUUACGGCACAAUACGUGAGGUUGUUUGGAUGUGAGGAGAUAUUUUGCUGUAGUGUACAAUGUUUUUAUGUAGGUAAGGAGUAAAUAUAAUAAAGUUUCCUUACAAAAGAUGCCA
Ornithodoros turicata is the source of this 8347-nucleotide messenger RNA. Its product is annotated as TBC1 domain family member 4-like. The record is from RefSeq and is a predicted model, not a curated record. Lineage: Eukaryota; Metazoa; Arthropoda; Arachnida; Ixodida; Argasidae. The transcript has 23 exons. The coding region runs from base 324 to 4499 and encodes 1391 amino acids.